Molecule: messenger RNA, 276 nt
Organism: Adineta steineri
Lineage: Eukaryota; Metazoa; Rotifera; Eurotatoria; Adinetida; Adinetidae
Source: the annotation of a GenBank genome assembly
AUGGGCACAUGCUAUGGCAAACGUUCAGCUUGUUAUGAUUUAACACGAAGUCAUCCUACAACAAUGGAAACAAUCUAUGAAUUAAAACCUCCUGAAACACCACCUGCAACAUUACGUCGUUUUAGUAGUUUACGACAUAGUGUAAAAUCAUUUUCAUCUGUCGCAUAUCAACGACGAAGUUUACGUUCAAAACCAAUAACAAUUAUUAAGCAAAGUCCAAAAAAUAAACAUUGGUGUAUUAUUAAAUAUAAUGAAACAAAAGAAGCACUUGUUUAA